Molecule: messenger RNA, 969 nt
Organism: Uranotaenia lowii
Lineage: Eukaryota; Metazoa; Arthropoda; Insecta; Diptera; Culicidae
Exons: 4
Coding region: 103-969 (288 amino acids)
Source: RefSeq, a predicted model, not a curated record
ACGCCCGACGUUUCUCGUUGAGUUCAAAAAGUUUCCAUUUUUAUGUGAGAAAAAGUUGUGAUAAUUUGUGGAAAAUUAAUAUCCAACCGCCUUUCUACCGAGAUGGAAUUCGAAGAAGUGGAAAUGGAGGAGGAUUACCUGAUCGAGGGAGAUAUCAGCGAUGCUUCACCGGUUAAAACUUCACAUGAACCUGCACCAAAAGUGGCCCGGCUGGUCCCGAAGUCGGAACCUUCAACAUCCGGCAGAAAAAUUCCCAUCAUCCGGAGUGCGGGAGCUGUGGUCACUCCGGUGCGUACCGCUGUCCGAAAGCCAGUACAAGCCUCUCCAUCUUCUAAAAUCGGUGUAGCUUUCGAACGGGAAAUGCCAAAACGUCCUGAGAACGACGUACAUAACAGCCGAAUCACUAACAUUGAAGAACAGUUGGACGCCAUCCUGGAUAACCUGGUCAAACGGGACGAAGAUAUCGCCUAUAUUCGGAAGAACAUAGCCUACACCGAGAGAUUUAUGAAGAAAAAAAUAAGAGCAUGGAAACGCAAACACUUCGAACGCCCCCUGGAUGAGGGUCAACCCGAACCAAAACGGCUCAAUCUAGUAACUUUUCCCAUCCCGGAUCAGGAGUAUUUAGAAAGGUUGGAAGAGGCACUCGAAGAAGAUGAAGACGUAAAAAUGGACCUUACUGCACUGUUUUAUUUGGCACCCCAAGAAUCCGCAUACAAAUUUUUUCGCCGGAAUUUAAAAAAUCUGUUCAGCAACACGUCCAGAUACUUUUGGACAGGACGUCUCUCGAACAAGAGCCACGAUUUUCCGAAUCGGAAACCCGCACGAACUCUUAACACCAUCAAACUGUUGCUGAAAUGUGGUGAAGAUGUUUUCGACACUGCUAGUGCGGAUGCACUUGCGAACGAGUGUAGCAUAGCUUUGAGAAGUGUCAAUUAUAUGCAGCACAAGAACUUAAAAGCAGACAUAUAG